Molecule: messenger RNA, 1695 nt
Organism: Capronia epimyces CBS 606.96
Lineage: Eukaryota; Fungi; Ascomycota; Eurotiomycetes; Chaetothyriales; Herpotrichiellaceae
Product: phenylalanyl-tRNA synthetase alpha chain
Exons: 1
Coding region: 1-1695 (564 amino acids)
Biological process (GO): phenylalanyl-tRNA aminoacylation
Cellular component (GO): cytoplasm; mitochondrion
Molecular function (GO): tRNA binding; phenylalanine-tRNA ligase activity; ATP binding
Source: RefSeq, a predicted model, not a curated record
AUGCAGCUCCUCAAAACAGGCGCCUUUGUGCGGGCAGCUCGAUCUGCAAGAAUCACAGUCCCCAAAGCUCCGGUCCCGGUCCCGGCCUGUGUGCGUCCGCGUCUCGUGCAGUCCAGAUGGUCGAGCUCUCAAGCAACUGCAGAGGUGCCGCGACCCUUUCCUGAACAAUCUGUCGAAAUCUCAAGAGAAGUCGAUCCGACCAAGACCGCCCCUGAGUCGAAGGAUGAGCCGGACCAAGAACACUUGAAGCAGAAACUGAAAGAGCUGGCUCAUGGAAAGAAGGCUGUCAAUGGACAUCUUGCAGGCGUGAACAUCUUGGGCAAUCCAUACAUCUUCGACGCGACGACCAACGUGCCAGAUUCGAUUUUACAACUCGUUGGACGGAAUCUCUAUCGUUCCCCUGACCACCCUAUCGCCAUCACCAAGGCGCUUAUCGAAUCGUGUUUUCCCAAACCUACCUACAACCAUUUCACUGUUGCAGACCCGGUGGUAACGACACAUGAGAACUUCGAUGUCUUGGGCUUUCCAAAGGACCAUCCAGGCCGGUCAAGGACGGACACCUACUAUGUAAACACCACCCAUCUCUUACGUACACACACAUCAGCGCAUCAGCACGCCGCAUUCCAAUCGCUGGUCAAUGAUGAGGCAAAGGGAUACACCGUCUGUGCUGAUGUAUACCGACGCGACAGCAUCGACAAAAGCCACUUUCCUGUCUUCCACCAGAUGGAGGGGGCCAGGGUCUGGGAUUUACCUGUCUCCGCCGAUUCAAGAUAUGAAGCCCAGCUACGGAGAAAGGAAAUCAUCGAGAAGGAUGUGUAUAAUCUCCCUACGACGCGACUCGCUGUGAAGGAUCCGGUCACCAACUUUCACAAGGGUUCAAAUGCCGCCCAACCCGAACACGAUGUAGAGGAAGUCAAACUCGUCGUCGCUCACUUGAUGAGAAGCCUGGAGUACCUCGUGAACGGAGUGUUCGAAGCCUCGCGCGAGAUGAUGCCCCCCUGGCAGAGAGACAAGAUGGGUCCAUUGCACGCCAGGUGGAUUGAAGCUUACUUUCCUUUCACCAGCCCGAGUUUUGAACUGGAGGUGUUGUGGAAUGGAGAAUGGCUUGAACUGCUCGGCUGUGGAGUCGUCCAGCAGCCCAUCCUCAACAACGCCGGCCUGAAAAACAGCAUUGGCUGGGCGUGGGGUGUGGGGAUUGAAAGAAUCGCCAUGCUCCUAUUUGGUAUUCCCGACAUUCGUCUGUUCUGGUCGCAGGACAAGCGCUUUUUGCAGCAAUUCAAGUGUGGCCACAUCAAGAAAUUCGAACCUUUCAGCAAGUAUCCCGAAUGCUACAAGGACAUUGCCUUUUGGAUCAACUCCUCCCCUGCGGCGGCGUCACCCAUUGGCGUGGAAUCUUCAUCUGGUGUUGCAGCCGCUGCAGGAGGCGACGCCAGGAAGGCGUCUCCCGCCGAGACCCAGCCUGCCGCGUUCCAUGAAAACGAUAUUAUGGAAGUUGUCCGAGAUGUGGCAGGAAGUCUUGUUGAAGAUGUGCAGCUGGUUGACGAGUUCUUACAUCCUACGACCGGCCGCAAGAGCUUGUGCUACCGCAUCAACUAUAGAAGUCUGGAGAGGACGUUGACGAACGAAGAAGUCAACGACCUGCACAGCCAGGUGGCAGCGAAGAUGAAGUCAUUGUUCAAUAUCGAGCUGAGGUGA